AGAGAGAGAGAGAGAGAGAGAGAGAGAGAGACACACACACACGCACGCACGCACGUACAAAAAAAAGGGAAUAAAAACCACACACACAAAGGCUCAAUGACGAUGGCGACCGCAGAUGAAGAAGCGUCGACGACGCCCGUGCGCAUCCUCAUCAUCAACCCCAACACGUCGCAGCACAUGACGGCCGCGCUGGUCCCCGUCGUGGAGGGUCUGGGCUUCCCCGGGGCGCAGUACGCCUUCUUCACGUCGCCGACGCCGGGCAUCCCCAGCAUCAACUCGCCCGCGGACGCGGCGCGGUCGGCCGACAUCUGCCUCCCGCACCUGCUCCCCCUGCUGCCGCACCACGACUGCUUCCUGGUCGCGUGCUACAGCCAGCACCCGCUCGUGGCGCGGCUGAAGGCCGAGUGCGCCAGGCUCACGGCCGCGGCGACCCGGGGCUCCGGCGGCGGCGGCGCCAGGAAGUACGUCACCGGCAUCUUCGAGGCGAGCGUGCUCGCCAGCCUGGCCCUGCUGGGCGAGUCGGAGUGGAAACCCACCACGGGAGGGGAGGACGUCUCUGGAGAGCCCCGACCCGCGUUCGGGAUCGUCUCGACGGGCAAAGUCUGGGAGGAGGCCCUGCAGAACGCCGUGCAGGAGUUUCUCGGAUGUCCCGCUACAAGCACCAUGACGGCGGCCAAGUCGCCCUUCGUCGGGUGCGAGACCACCGGGCUCAACGCGAGCGAACUGCACGACCUGCCCGCCGACGAGGUGCGCAGGAAAAUGAUGCACGCGACCAAGCGGCUCCUCCUGCGCGGCAAGACCGACACCGACACCAUCAAUAGCAGUAGCACUGAGACGACGACCUCGCGUUCCAGUCCAGGAGACACAAACACAGACACAGUCCUCGCCUCGCGUGUCCACGCAAUCUGUCUGGGCUGCGCGGGCAUGGUGGGCUUGGACUCGGCGGUGCGCACGGCGUGCGUCGAGGCGCUGGGUGAGGACAGAGGCAAGGCGGUCUACAUCGUCGACGGGGUUAAGGCUGGCGUCGGCGCGUUGUACGGCCUCGCGCGCGGUGGGUUCUGAGUUUACUCUACCUACGUAUAUUCCUGUCGAAGGUAUGUGUGUAUAUCGUGUCUCUUGUUAGCCUACCAAGCCACACCCCUGCUCGGGUUACAGGACCUUGAGGGCCUUGUCUGCUCGCCUUGCCCAGGCCUCGCUCGUAUCUUGGAGAUGUUGCUGUCGUUAUUGUCGAGGCGCUUUCUUUAUUAGCGGCAUCCCCGUCACCGAGAAAACCGGCACCUCCCGUGACUAUUGGACGGAACAAACACGAAUGGAGCCCAAGAGGUUGGGGGUUAAUAUGUCUUGUGUUGCUAAGGCUAUACUAUGUAGCUGGAUCAAAGGAGUGACAACGAGUUGGACGACCUCGAGAGUCGAGGGAGGGGCGACGGGAACGACAGAACAAGUACACCAGAGUACUCGGGGGGGGAAACAAAUCUGUGCAGUCUAGGAGGUGCAAUGAUUCGACAGAGACCGACCCUUUGGAUUUCGCCGUUCGCAAUGCAAGGAAAAGCAGUCUAGCCACCCCUAUCGCAUCAAAUGCCGAGCGGCUUCGCAAGUCCUGCUAUUUCUUUGCCAUUACCUGCACAUUAGGGUCGGAGGGUCGGUUGCGGGAUCAGAACAGCUUGUGCUCGAGGGUCAUGUCGGAUUCGGGCUGGAGACCAACGCAGGCACGGAAGAUGUUGGUCAGAGCACUGCGCUGUUUGGCCAAGGCGUUGACGACAGGCGUUCCGGGGGGCGUGAGUGGUGCCUGUGAAAGCCAUGUUAGUGAGACGAGGGGCCAAGUCACGGUUCAUAAUGGGCAUCCGUACCUUCAACAUGUAGCUGAGAAUGCUCAGAACACUGUGGAAGCCCUUGUAUUCCGCGGCAGCUUCAGUCUUCCACUGGAUGCGAGUCAUCAUCUCGGCCACGAGGACAAGGUCGAUGAUCAAGGGCGAGGCCAACAAGGAGUCCUCGCAGACAUUGAAAAUGCUGAUCGUCUGGUGGCCCCCCAUGAAGAUUUCGGCAUAGUACUCG
Messenger RNA from Cladophialophora immunda, 2052 nucleotides. RefSeq lists its product as uncharacterized. The record is from RefSeq and is a predicted model, not a curated record. The transcript has a single exon. NCBI's taxonomy places the organism in Eukaryota, Fungi, Ascomycota, Eurotiomycetes, Chaetothyriales, Herpotrichiellaceae. The coding region runs from base 97 to 1062 and encodes 321 amino acids.